GCAGUUUUUGAGCGACACUCACAGUAGUGUGUGGAGUGGCGACACUGACGCAUCGCACCCCCCGCGCUACCCUCGCUACCGUCUUGGACAAACUUGUGCGCAACUAUAAACAAUCGCAAUAGUGCCAACAUUGUUUACUAUCCGGCUAAAUUAUCGUGUUCGCUACAGUGUUGAAUAGGUUUAUCGGGUUUUAAAACGUCUUUAUUACUUCUUAAGUUUGUCACCGGCAAAUAAUGCAAAUAUUUUCGUCGUGACGACUAACUACAGUUUCUAUCUGGUGAACCAUCGUGUCUGUCGACAUUUCCCUCCUCGGCUCGAUGCAUCUCCCUUGUUCGGAUCUCGGCGGCAAAGGGAUGACGACUGACCUGUUCGCCGGGGUGUACGAAACCCUGCAGGAGUACCAUGGUGAGCUAGUGCAGACCGGGAGUCCUGCGAUCCUGUGUACAGCACUGCCGACACACUGGAGGUCUAACAAGAGUCUCCCCAUAGCCUUCAAGGUGGUAGCUCUGGACGACGUCACGGACGGCACCGUGGUCACCGUCAAGGCGGGCAACGACGAGAACUACUGUGCCGAGCUGAGGAACUGCACCGCCGUCAUGAAGAACCAAGUGGCCAAGUUCAACGACCUCAGGUUCGUCGGCAGAAGUGGCAGAGGAAAGAGUUUCUCGCUGAGUAUAGUGAUCAACACCUCCCCCUACCAAGUGGCUUCCUACUGCAAGGCGAUCAAGGUGACAGUGGAUGGUCCUCGCGAACCACGGAGUAAGUCGAAUUUCCACUACCAGCACCCUGGAGGCUUUGGGCCGUUUUCUCUGAUACCUCCCCAGUGGCUUGACGCCACAUACAUGAGCUACGCCUGGCCAGAAUACUUCAGGAGACCCCAGGACCUCUGUAAACUGCCACCUCCACCCAUCUGCCACCUGCCCAAAGGUUCCGCCACCAGCCCCACGACCGCGAUGCCUCCAGAGUUCUUCCUGCCCCCGCCCACGCUGGGUCUGUCUCCCGCCGCCUACACUCACCUGCUGCACUACCCAGGGAUGGACCUUCUGACUCCAGGGUCACCUCUGAGGAAGCCGUCCCCUCCACCGUCCACAGACACAUCCGAGGCCGAAGAUAGAGGUCCUAGUCCCGGCAGCUUGUCGGUGCGCUCUGCCUUCCAGCAAGUACGGCCCGCCAGGUCUUCGCCCGACACCACCACUGGCACGACGUCCCCCGACAUCGUCGUCACCGCGUCACCUCCCCCUCCCACCACGGACACUCCCGUCAUCUCACCCCCUGGCAAGGUCCUACCGAAGACGACGUCUCAGACGAAAGCCAGUGUGUGGAGGCCGUACUAAGACUGAAAAUCUCUAAGUUUCGUUGUUAAGUGAAGUGGAUGUUCGAUAUAAAGUGUACUUUACAUAAAUUCAGCCCAUUUUUAAAUAUAAAGAGUACCGUAUCGAAUUUGGGGGUUUACUGUGACGUGAAAAAAAUCUUUUGAUAAAUUUUGAGUGCUUAGCUUUAUAGUUGCUUGUUAAGUUUAUCCUUUUGCAUCUUUAUAAGGACAAUUGAAUCCCUUGAAUUAUAUAUAAAAAAUAUGUAUUUAAAAAUUUGAAAGUCCACAAGUACACAUUGUGAAGAACAUCCAUUUCUGCAAUUUCAUCAUGAUCUCAUAAAACUCCCCUAAAAGACAAUCAGUGCCGUGUACAGAUAUCCUCUAAGUCGUUGUUCAUAUUGUUUACAUAGUAAAAGGUUUAAAGUAUUGUAUAUAAAGAGAUAUUAUGUUAGAUUGAUAUAUUGUACAUGACUUAGACAAGAAAAUACCAUUGGUCCCAAAGUUUAUUUAUUUUUGUUUGUAUUUAACAUGUAUAUAAGAAUG
Molecule: messenger RNA, 1855 nt
Organism: Macrosteles quadrilineatus (aster leafhopper)
Lineage: Eukaryota; Metazoa; Arthropoda; Insecta; Hemiptera; Cicadellidae
Product: segmentation protein Runt-like
Exons: 5
Coding region: 318-1334 (338 amino acids)
Biological process (GO): regulation of DNA-templated transcription
Cellular component (GO): nucleus
Molecular function (GO): RNA polymerase II cis-regulatory region sequence-specific DNA binding; ATP binding; DNA-binding transcription factor activity, RNA polymerase II-specific
Source: RefSeq, a predicted model, not a curated record